Molecule: messenger RNA, 1946 nt
Organism: Puccinia graminis f. sp. tritici CRL 75-36-700-3
Lineage: Eukaryota; Fungi; Basidiomycota; Pucciniomycetes; Pucciniales; Pucciniaceae
Exons: 5
Coding region: 336-1571 (411 amino acids)
Biological process (GO): regulation of transcription by RNA polymerase II
Cellular component (GO): PcG protein complex; transcription regulator complex
Molecular function (GO): RNA polymerase II cis-regulatory region sequence-specific DNA binding; DNA-binding transcription factor activity, RNA polymerase II-specific
Source: RefSeq, a predicted model, not a curated record
CGUCCUCCCAUCUCGACCGCUAUGUCUGGUGGCUGUUUUGCCUAUGUUCUUCUUCCGGGCAUAUUCUCACAAGCCUUUGAGCUCUUCACUGGGGCUUCCAGGCCAGACACUGCAAGUCCUGCUACCUCUGUCCUCCUCAGUUCAUUAACCUGCCCGUGUCUGGUCCCCUCGUUGCCUCAAAAAGCCUGUACUCCUUACACUGACCUCCCAGCGCUCACGCCCUUUUUUCGUUGAUACCUCCAAUCAGCACAUCAAUCCAUUUCUUUUCUUCUGCGUUUUAUCUUCGUACAUUAUCCAAUUGCCAUCCUCAGUCCCCUAUCCCUGACGCCAUUAUCAUGGAAGUUCCCGAACCAGAGAGUCACACUGACGGCAAGCUAUCCCGACCUUACGCUUGUACCUACGCACCAUGUCACAAAUCCUUCUCGCGGCGAUCUGACCUUGUUCGCCAUGUACGGAUUCACACCAACGAACGGCCUUACAAAUGCGAGUACAAGUCUUGCGGUAAAUGUUUCAUCCAGAGAUCAGCCUUGACUGUUCACAUGCGCACCCACACGGGUGAAAGACCUCAUGUAUGUGAACAGUGUGGUAGAGCCUUCAGCGACUCCAGCUCGCUGGCGCGUCAUCGCAGGGUACAUACCGGCAAGCGGCCUUAUCGGUGUCCCUUUAUAGGCUGUGAUAAAACUUUUUGUCGUAAAACAACCUUAAUGAAGCACCACAAAAGCCAUUCAGAUGAUAGCCUCUCCUUUCACAGCGACAGUGGGUCUCCGAAAUCCACUUCCGUACUCCAAUCAACCAGCACCUCUCCAUCCUGUGUCACCUCGUUUAACCCCCAGUACGCACACACGAGUUACCUUGAUCGGGUGCCGCAAAACAUGUCGGCACCAGCAUCGUCACAGAGCUUCCCCCACCUACCUCAUCCUAGCUCAUACGCGCCCCCAUGGAGUAGUACCUCAGCUACUUUUCCUUCAGCAUCGUCAUCUCAUAGCGAAGGCAGUCUAGUCACGAGCAACUCGUAUCCAACUAGCCUGCAGUCCCACAAUUUCCUUCUACCUGUCAUUUCUCCUCAGCCGACUCCAUUGAACUGUGGCACCUUCUUCGGCCGUCAUCUCUCCCAGAGUCAACCCUUCCCUCAAAUUGACCGCAACCUCUUCAAUCAGCCUGAAUCAUACUCCACCGCCCCUCACUAUGUACCAGACACUCAACAACUGUACCGCCAGAUGCCCAAGGCUCGGGAAAGUGGAGGAUCAGAACCGCAACUUUCCAACGUAUUGGAUCACUCUUCCUUCUUUGGCUCCCUUGAUCUCAAUAACCAUAUCCUAGUGGAGCCUUUGCAAGGAAACCAGGCGGAUCUGCUAUACAAUCCUUUCCCCGAUCAACUUGUCAAUGUCAACGGAGCACUUCCCGGUAUGGAUCUCUCUAGCAACACCCAUGUGAUGGGAAACCGGCAACAAUCGUUCAGCACGAUACAACAACCAGCACCACUACCUCACUUCGCCUUUGAAGAUCCAUUGGCAGCGAGCGUCGAUGACAUCAACACCUGCUGGCAGAAACUGAACUGGAACCGAAACUGAUCACUAUCUCUGAGACCCAUUCUAGCUGAAUAGCAAAUUUUGUCUUAGGAAUCGUUUUUCUUUUUUUUAAUCUGUAUGAAUGAGUACAGCGUUCAGCACUAUUAGAACUUAUAUUGUACCCUUACAUUUUUUCCUAGUUAAAGCAACACUUAAUAGCUUGAGAUUUGAUUUACUUAUUCUGUAUCAAAUCAACCUUGGCACGCAUGAGUCCCUGCUUUAACCACGGAUACGGACUUGCAGCAUGAUAUUCCUUAGAAAAUUUCAAACAGCUCCUUGAUUCUUCCUUUCAGUCUCUCAAAGAUAGUAUCCUUGAUUUUGUGUCAGCCUUCUUUUGUUAAUUUCUCCAUCAAAUCAAGUCAAAGAAACAGUCUCGAG